AUGACGAAGAUGGAGUACUGUACAGUUUGCGGGAAAAGCGGAGAGCUGCUUGUGUGCGACAGCAGAGACUGCCCGAACGUGUUCUGCAAAGACUGCGUGAUCACGUUUGACUCAGAGAAGGCUUACAACGAGAUCUUGAAGAAAAGUCCCUGGAAUUGCCACGUUUGCACAGGCGAACAUUUGGGCAUUUUGAAAUGCUGUGGUGAUUGGCAGGAACGGCUGCUAAAGAUAUUCAACUCAUCGAACAUAUCUGACGAAGUGGAACUGACACUCAUUCCUGAAAAGAGAUAUCCCAUUCGAGUGCUCUCUUUGUUUGACGGAAUUGGCACUGGCAAAGUCAUAUUGGAUCAGCUCGGAUUAGAAACUGAAGUCUACUACUGCUCAGAAAUCGAUGCUGAAGCUACGCUUGUCACGAAAGUGAACCAUCCUGAGAAAGUCGUUUACCUCGGGGACGUACGUUCCAUCAACCUCAAGACGGUGCGAAGGCGUUGUUUUUAUUUUUUUAUAUUAAUUCUGAGUAUUUAAUU
Messenger RNA from Soboliphyme baturini, 527 nucleotides. NCBI's taxonomy places the organism in Eukaryota, Metazoa, Nematoda, Enoplea, Dioctophymatida, Soboliphymatidae. The record is from the annotation of a GenBank genome assembly.